Danio aesculapii is the source of this 1857-nucleotide messenger RNA. It is a transcript of the gene smug1, whose product is annotated as single-strand-selective monofunctional uracil-DNA glycosylase 1. Gene Ontology annotation, biological process: base-excision repair. Lineage: Eukaryota; Metazoa; Chordata; Actinopteri; Cypriniformes; Danionidae. The transcript is spliced from 3 exons. The record is from RefSeq and is a predicted model, not a curated record. The coding region runs from base 65 to 898 and encodes 277 amino acids. Gene Ontology annotation, molecular function: single-strand selective uracil DNA N-glycosylase activity; oxidized pyrimidine nucleobase lesion DNA N-glycosylase activity.
CCCGGCAUGCAGCGCGCUCUCAUCGCUCUUUUGUUGCCGGAAAAAAGAAACCUCAGGGAGAAUCAUGUUAGCACAGCUCGAUACAGAGAGGUUGGAAAAUGGAGAUGCUUCUGAGACAGAUGUGCCUGAUCUGGCUGUUGAGCGGCUCUUCAACAGCUCCACAGCCGCUUCCCGGUUCCUGCAGGCUGAGCUUGAGCUGAACGCCCGGCUGCAGAUGCUGUCUUUUGGAAAACCCGUGCGGUACACGUACAACCCCCUGGAGUACGCCUGGGAGACUCAUCAGUGUUAUGUGGAGAAUUACUGUCUGGAGGGGCAGAGUGUCCUCUUUCUGGGCAUGAACCCGGGACCCUUCGGCAUGGCACAAACUGGGGUUCCAUUCGGUGAAGUGAAGGCGGUUCGUAAUUGGCUGAAGAUCACUGGAAGGGUGGGGCGUCCGGCAGACGAGCACCCGAAGCGGCGAAUCACAGGCCUGGACUGCACUCAGAGUGAAGUGAGCGGCGCUCGGUUCUGGGGCUUUUUCCAGGAUCUCUGCGGAGAACCGAACAACUUCUUCCGCCACUGUUUCGUGCACAACUUGUGUCCGCUCAUCUUCAUGAGUGAGUCCGGCAAGAACCUGACGCCUCCUGAGCUCCCAGCGGCAGAACGGGACGCUCUCCUGUCCUGCUGUGACUCCGCCCUCUGUCGGGUCGUCACAGCGCUGGGAGUCUCCAUGGUGAUCGGUGUUGGGAAACUGUCGGAGCAGCGCGCCAGACGAGCGCUCUCAGAGGCGGGCAUCAGCAUCAGGGUGGAGGGCAUUAUGCAUCCGUCCCCUAGAAACCCACUGGCUAACAAAGGCUGGGCGAGUGUAGCCCGAGAUAAGUUAGAUCAGCUGGGGGUUUUGGGUUUGCUCACAAGAUGAUGAUGAUGAGGUGGAGGAUACCGCUACCUCGUAUUAGUAUUAGUACCCUUGUGUGCUGUUGGGAUGUUUUCAUCCACUCUGGGCUGAUUACGAGUCUUAAUUUGUCCACAACUUCCUUUGUGUUUCAUCAAACAGAAUCAUUUUUGGUGACAUCUUAUUUUGACAAAUAUUUUGGGAAAAUUCUACAAUACACUCAAAUUGACUUCCCUUUCAUUAUGUUGGGGGCUGUUUUUGCCCCAUUGACUUCCAUUAUAUUCACAUUUUCUGAUUGCAAAGUCAUUACAGCAUAUAAUCAUGCAUUCUUGAUUGUUGCUGGUUUUCGGAGUUGAGAAGAAGGACAAUGGGGUAUAUGCCGAAGCAUGCUAAUAGGACUUUUAAUUUGGCAGUAACCUGGGUUAAUCGUUUCCGGUGAAUUGUUUGCCAAUGCAAAAUCGGCGCGUUUAAGGUCUGUUUUCUUUAAUAAUCAGCGAUCUCUACUGGCUGAGUGAUAUCUGAUAUAAAGUGGGUCUCAGAUUGUACAAGAAGCACUGCAUUAAAUUACAUUUCCCACCGCCAUAUCUUUAUAAUAUGAGCAUUUAUUUUACCCCAGUGUAAUCAAUGGAGCUUCUGCGCUAGCCUGCCGAUUCUGACGGGUGCGUGCGAGUAACCGGCUUUUUGGCUCGUUUUACGCUUGAUUAACUAAAUGAAUGCCAAAGUCUGUUUAACUGAUUGUAUUUGAGUUACAUUACAACAUCGAUGCUGUAAAAGGAACCGUAUAAAAUGGAAAAAACUCACAAUAACAGGUCACCGGAAGUUUAUCAGUAUGGGAAACACACUAGCUCGGCAUAAACCCUAUUGUGAUUUUUAUGCUUGAUCAUCAGUUGCAGUGUGAAAAAAAGCUUAGUUUCUGGCUUAAGAUGACAUGGUUAAAUGAAGUAUAGUGUGUGUGAGAGAGUCUGAGAGAGACCUUUCACACUUUC